Molecule: messenger RNA, 585 nt
Organism: Aspergillus affinis
Lineage: Eukaryota; Fungi; Ascomycota; Eurotiomycetes; Eurotiales; Aspergillaceae
Exons: 2
Coding region: 1-585 (194 amino acids)
Source: RefSeq, a predicted model, not a curated record
AUGUUCCACUCCAAUGGCAUCUCAUCAAUCGAUCUCAUUAAUGAAAGCAGCCAUCAUGCAUCUCCUAACGUCGCUCAUAACGACAACGGUCAAUCUCAUUGCGGUUCCCGUGCAAACCCAAUUCUCGGGCUUCGUCCAGCGAAAACCGUCCUAAAACACUUAAACUCGAACAAAAGAUCCACCCGACCCGUCGUCUACUACGAUUGUGCCGCCAAAGUCAUCUUCUACGACAUCGCCCUCGAAGACAUCUACUUUCACUAUUCCCACCUCGCUCAGUUCCAAAGGAGCCAAAUAGAAAUGGACAAAGCCGUCGAAUUGCGGAGCAUCCUGAAGAGAAUGCCUGAAAAGGCGCGAAUGGCGUCUAAGCCCAUCGGAGUGCAGUUGAAAGAAUUUCUGAUCGAUCCACACCUUGACGUCGCCAUCAUUGAAGACAAGGACCCGAGUGACUGGCAUUUUGCAGUGCCGGCUGUUCCGACGAGUUUCUUUCCCGGGUUGGAGCCUAAGAGCGCGUGUCUUUUGUUGACGACGCAUGUGAAGCGGGAUGUGCCUGUGGCUGUGUCUGGACCUGUUGCUACGGGUGUUUAG